Molecule: messenger RNA, 486 nt
Organism: Cinclus cinclus
Lineage: Eukaryota; Metazoa; Chordata; Aves; Passeriformes; Cinclidae
Product: olfactory receptor 14J1-like
Exons: 1
Biological process (GO): G protein-coupled receptor signaling pathway
Cellular component (GO): membrane
Molecular function (GO): olfactory receptor activity
Source: RefSeq, a predicted model, not a curated record
AAACCCCUGCACUACGGGACCCUCCUGGGCAGCAGAGCUUGUGCCCACAUGGCAGCAGCUGCCUGGGCCAGUGCCUUUCUCAAUGCUCUGCUGCACACAGCCAAUACAUUUUCCCUGCCCCUGUGCCAUGGCAAUGCCCUGGGUCAGUUCUUUUGUGAAAUCCCCCAGAUCCUCAAACUCUCCUGCUCACACUCCUACUUCAGGGAACUUGGGCUUCUUGCUGUUAUUGUCUGUUUGGUAUUUGCUUGUUUUGUGUUCAUUGUUUUCUCCUAUGUGCAGAUCUUCAGGGCUGUGCUGAGGAUCCCCUCUGAGCAGGGAAGGCACAAAGCCUUUUCCACCUGCCUCCCUCACCUGGCCGUGGUCUCUCUGUUCAUCUGCACAGCAGUGUUUGCCUACCUGAAGCCCCCCUCCAUCUCCUCCCCAUCCCUGGAUCUGGCCCUGUCAGUUCUGUACUCAGUGGUGCCUCCAGCCCUGAACCCCCUCGUC